AUGCACUUUGCCUACCUCAAACUCAAAGGUAUCGCUACCACCAUCCGCACGGCCGUGUGGACCGACGUCGGGACGGUCCAGAAUGACGCGGACGAGACUAUCCAAAUCCCCUCUCGGGACAAGAAGCGGUCCAUCACUGUAGACGUCUACCGGCCUCCUGGGCAACGCACCACGCCUGCUAUCCCCACCGCGCCUGGCCCACCUGCCGGCUCCCCUCGUACCCUCAACCUCCGUAUCGGUUCGAAAUCCCCUUCCCCACCUUCCUCCCGCUCCUCCUCCUCGUCUUCCCUCCCCGCCAUCGUGCACGCAGAAGGCGCCUACCUCGUCAACUUCCACGCGUCCUACUCUGUCCUCGACGCUCUCCGGCGUACAGACGUCCACUUCCUCCAGAAGAUGGCCAACGAAACCAACCAUACCGUGUACGACGUGCACUACCGCCUGGCGCCCGAACACCCCUUCCCCGCGGCGUUCGAGGACGGUGAGGACGUCAUCGCCUCCCUGCCCCCUUCAUCCUCCAUCUCCCUCUCUGGCUUUGCCUCCGGCGGGAACCUAGCCCUCUCCCUCUCCUCCUCGUCGUCCGUCGCCCCCCGCGUGAAAUCUGUAUUCACCCUCUACCCCCUCGUCGACUAUACCAUCCGCGAAAAGGACCUUCGGGCGCCGGACGAGUCUGUACCCCCUCGUAUGGCUCCCGAGGCCGCGGGGCUUCUGAACGACUGCUACCUCUACGGCGGGGCGGAUCCCAAAGAUCCCCGCGUGUCGUCGGCAUUCGCACCGGUCGCAUCAUACCCCAAGGACGUCUUCAUCUAUACGGCGGCGCAGGACCCGCACUGCGUGAGCGGGGAGAGCCUGGUCAACAAGUUGAAGGAGGCGGGGAAAGACGUUAGGUGGAAGCGGUACGAGGGAUGUGGGAGCUUCUUUGACAAGAAGCCGGAGCCGGGUGCGGACCCACAGAAGGCCGAUGCGGCGAGGAAGGAGGUGUAUGCUGCGUUCGCGGAGUUUUUGAAGGCGCAGGCGGCGGCAUAG
Messenger RNA from Dioszegia hungarica, 1023 nucleotides. RefSeq names its product alpha/beta hydrolase fold-domain-containing protein. Lineage: Eukaryota; Fungi; Basidiomycota; Tremellomycetes; Tremellales; Bulleribasidiaceae. The record is from RefSeq and is a predicted model, not a curated record. Gene Ontology annotation, molecular function: hydrolase activity. The transcript has a single exon. Bases 1 to 1023 code for a protein of 340 amino acids.